AUGAGUGAGCCGACACUCAAUUUCUUCAUUCAAACCAGACAAGUCCAGUUUGCAGUCCCCAACGAGCUUCUCAAGAAAAAUCUCAAGGCCGUGCAGAAGCUUAUCGAAAAGGUGCGGAAACUGCUCCUAGACGAAAUUGUCAAAACUCAGAAGUCACCACAUUUGACUCCACAAGAGAAGCUCACAGUAGUGCGCAAAUUGAUCCGAUCGUUCGAGCAAUUCCAAAAGAAACUCCGCGUGCUUGUAGAUAAAGAUGCUGAGUAUCGGCGCCGAUUGGCUGCACGAGUAAACAGAUUGGCGCAGUUGCAACUGUUCGUUGUGAAAUCUAACAAAGAUAUUGAUGAUCCACCACUAGACUUCCAUAACGAGGACUUCAUGACAUGGCUCCGCGACGAGGCCAACCUACUAAUUAUAGAUUAUUUGCUCAAGUCAAAUGUGGUGGGCUCCACGAAUGUAGGGUCGAUGGUGGCUUCAAAGCUAUCACAGAAACUGGAAUUGCCACUCCAGGAUCUAAUCGAUAUCGAUGUGUAUGAAACCUACAAUAAGGUCUUUUUGUCGAUCACUCAGAAUCACGAUCUAGAUCUUAUCACCACUUGGUACACAGACAACAGAAACGCUCUCAAAAAGAUCGGGCUGAACCUACAGUUUGAAAUCCACUACUGUCGAUAUCUUCAUCUAAUAAGUACGGGACAGAUGUAUGAAGCCAUUUUAUAUAGUAAGGAGAACCUAGCGCCAUAUGCUCAGUCCCAGUUCUACUCUCCGGAAGAGCAAGUCAACUUUGCUUCCAACACAGAACGCCUUUCAGAAGUUGGCAGCCCGUUUACAUGCGAUGGAUACCUCAAGGCUAUUUGCACCCCAAAGACUCCAAUAUCUGCUAUCUUGUAUGGCCAAAACCAACCCUCAAAUGGUUUGAGUGUAGUUCCUACGUUGGAUAGCCGGAUCCAAGCCGAGAAAUGGUGGGCUCGUCUCGCUGAAUGCUUCACCCAGGACUACACUCAAAUCUAUGGAAUAUCUCACACAUAUCCGCUCUUAGUGUAUCUCUCGGCAGGACUAUCAUGUUUGAAAACGAAAUCGUGCUUUUGCUAUGGUUCAAACACUAUUUUUGGCACUAAUAGGCAAAAGAAACACAUGGCCAAGUAUUCUAAUGAUGAUCCUAGGUUGCGUGGACCGAAUGUCUACUAUGACUGCCUAGGAAAGAUCAACCAGUGUCCUGUCUGCUCUCCCGAAUUAUUUGCAUUGAGUAGCAGCUUGCCAUACGGCCUGUUCAUUACCAGUAUCUUCAACAAACCUAUUCUUCUACCCAACGGAAAUAUCUAUCCGUAUGACAAAUUGAACGCUCAUAGCAAGAAGUAUGGUUCUGACUCAAAAAUUCUCGAUCCAUUAACAAAUGAAUUGUUUGGACGCUUGGAUUGUUUACGCGUGUUUCCUGCUUGA
Molecule: messenger RNA, 1434 nt
Organism: Australozyma saopauloensis
Lineage: Eukaryota; Fungi; Ascomycota; Pichiomycetes; Serinales; Metschnikowiaceae
Product: glucose-induced degradation complex subunit
Exons: 1
Coding region: 1-1434 (477 amino acids)
Biological process (GO): proteasome-mediated ubiquitin-dependent protein catabolic process
Cellular component (GO): cytoplasm; GID complex; nucleus
Molecular function (GO): ubiquitin protein ligase activity
Source: RefSeq, a predicted model, not a curated record